Petromyzon marinus (sea lamprey) is the source of this 4552-nucleotide messenger RNA. It is a transcript of the gene RAB3IL1, whose product is annotated as RAB3A interacting protein like 1. The record is from RefSeq and is a predicted model, not a curated record. Lineage: Eukaryota; Metazoa; Chordata; Hyperoartia; Petromyzontiformes; Petromyzontidae. Gene Ontology annotation, molecular function: guanyl-nucleotide exchange factor activity. Gene Ontology annotation, biological process: exocytosis. Gene Ontology annotation, cellular component: Golgi to plasma membrane transport vesicle.
UUGCGGUGGCGCGCGUGGUUGCGGUGGCGCGCGUGGUUGCGGUGGCUCGCGUGGUUGCGGUACCGUUUCUUGAAGCUCGUGCGUUAUGCUCAGCUGCAUGGGUCAGCCGUGGAGAAAAGCAUCUCAAGAGAUCUGCACCCCCCACCUCCGAGUUUAAUGAAAACACAGAGAGAGCGAGCAUUCCAGAUGUCGAGAAUGUGUUUUAAAUAACAAUAACACAUUUUUUUAAAAGAAAAAUAUAUAAAACAAUAAAAGCCAAAUAGGGCGAUUGACCAUAGAACGUUCACGUUUUUGUGUUUUUUUGCAAUUGAUUUUUGUGCUGUUGACUUUUACAAAUUGUAUUUGUACGUCAGUGCCAAGUCACAUAAAACAUUUGAAAGGUUUUUCUUUCGUUUGACCUUUACUGCUUCACGUGACGAAGAGGAAAUUAUACAAAAGGUAUUUUUAUGCAAGUGGCCACACGUUGCGAAAAAGGCCUUUAGCUCAAUGGGAUAUUACCUAGUUCUAAAUUAAGAUCAUUGAUUUGCAUAACCUGUGAGAUAGAGAGGAAUGUGGACAGAGCAAACAGAGCCAAAUACACAGUGGAGAGCGAGAGAGAUUAUGUGGAAAUGAGAGGCAGAGAAACGGCACCAGCAGGACAGUGAGAUCGCCAGAAACAGUGGGGAAAAGUGAGCAAGGCAGAGUGACAGAAUCAGAGACAGUGACAGAGCAAGAGAGAGGGCGAUAUGGAGAGGGGGGAGGGUUGGAGAAAGGCGCAGAGACGCGGAGAGGAGGGAUAUGGUGGGCAACACGAGACACUUGGCCCCGUUGUCUGGACCCGAAGAGAGAGGAAGUGUCGACGCCGUUAUUGCCGUGUGCUGACGGCCUCGGCCCUUGCUUUGCACGUGGCAGCCUCCUCCUCCGCCCCCUCCUUCCUGUGAGGAUGCGGGGCUGCGUGUCGUGUUUCUGCCCUGGUAGGGAAGUGGGGGGUGCAGGGGGAGAGCGGUAGAGUUGGGGGGGACCGACCAGCUGUGUUUUCUUCCGCGCCGAGAUUCGUGGCACCCGCAACGUUUUCUUGGCUCGCUUAGUUUCCGAAUCUUAAAGUUUGCCCAGCCUAGGAGGCAGAGUCGUUUAUCGCCAUCCCAUUUCAUUUCUCUACACCGACGUUUUGCCGGGGCGGCGGGUAGCAUAAUUUUGUCGUCUCGGCCUGGAGUGCCGACCAGCCAGAGAGGCGAUCCGGGCCCCCGCGAGGUCGUGGUGAGUGGAGAAUUGGGAGCAGCGUCGGUGAGUGGGACAGAUCGCACGGCUGUGCCCGGUGCAGCGUUUCCAUCGAACCGUGACGUAGCGAUCGCUCGCUUGCUCAUGGACGACCCCGAUAUCAGCGCCCCGGCCUCCACCGGCGCAGCUCAGGGCCUCAUGAGGGCACGCGUCCCCGGGCAGCGCGGAGCGGCCGACGGGGCGAGGGGACCGGCGCGAAGCCCCCCGCUGCGGCGCUGUGCCGGCGGUGGUGACCGGGCAUCGGGGUCGCCCUCCCCCCACCGCUCGUCCCCCAACCGCUCGUCCCCAGACUCGGCCGACGACAGCGACGACUGCAAGCCCGUGCGGCCGUGCAACCCUGUGAGGGUGAAUGACGGCGACGAUGAUGACGACGAUGAGGAUGAUGGGGACGACGAGGGGGGCGAUGACGAUGAGAGGGGCGGGGUCGGCGACGGCCAUGGUGGCGGUGGCGAUCGCCCGGCGGCGGGGGCAAGGGCUGCACCGGCUCCGGGCAGGGCGGGCGGGAACGAGGAUGCUGGCGAGAGCUUCACGUCGGGAAUCUCACGACUGCGGAGCCCGUCCGUCAUGGAGGUGAAGGAGAAGGGCUACGAGAGGCUCAAGGAGGAGCUCGCGAAGGCACAGGAGGACCUGAAGCUGAAGGACGAGGAGUGCGAGCGCCUGUCCAAGGUGCGCGAUCAGCUGGGCCAGGAGCUGGAGGAGCUCACAGCCAGCCUCUUUGAGGAAGCACACAAGAUGGUGCGGGAAGCAAACGUGAAGCAGGCAACAGCGGAGAAGCAGCUGAACGAGGCGCAGGGCAAAAUCGACGUGCUUCAGGCCGAAGUGACGGCGCUCAAGACGCUGGUCAUCACCUCCACGCCCAGCUCUCCCAACAAGGAGCUGCACCCUCAGCUGCAGCCGUCCGGCAAGGCGGCGCCCUUCAAGAAGGGACACAUCCGAAACAAGAGCACGAGCAGCGCCAUACUGGCACCCAACAGCUUCGCCGAGGCCCCCGACGUGCUCUACGCCUUCGCUCGCGAGUGCAGAGAGGUGGAUAUGCUGGCAUUUGCGGAGUUCAAGGCAUGGAAGGACGCGCCGACGCUGGAGCACACGUGCCCCUUCCUGGAGAGGAUCUACCGCGAGGAUAUCACGCCCUGCCUCUGCUUCCCCAAGGGCGAGCUGGGCCAGGCCAUCCAGCUGGCGGUGGAGAACAACACUUUGAGCAUGGAGCCGGUUGGGGUGCAGUCGCUGCCCGUGGUCAAGGCAUCAGCGAUCGAGUGCGGAGGCCCCAACGGUUGGCGGGCUCAAAUAGUUACGAAGUGCGCGUUGAGCGGGCAGUCGCGGUCCUGCCGUCACCGCGUGAAGCUGGGAGAGGCGAGCAGCCACUACUACUACGUGUCGCCAUCGUGCCGCGCGCGGAUAACGGCCGUCUGCAAUUUUUUCACCUACAUCCGCUACAUCCAGCAGGGGCUUGUCAAGCAGGAUGCCGAGCAGAUGUUCUGGGAGGUGAUGAAGCUGCGCAGGGAGAUGUCGGUGGCCAAGCUAGGCUUCUUCAAGGACGAGCUGUGACAGCCACGAGGACUCCCUCCACCUCCUCCGCUCACCUUCCACACCCCUUCAGCCAGGCCCCAGGGAACAACCCCUUCUCCCUGCUAGCCAUCCAGGGAAGCGAGGCUUACCAAAGGAGUAGCGCUCCAAUGGGCGAUUGCCGGUACUUAACGUGAAUAUAACAGCAUUAAAAUGUACGAUUGGCCAUUUAAAGGUUUUGUUUUUGAGAGGCGUGUAGAGUGAAAAUGAAUAUAUUUGAAAUGUAUUUCCAGUGAAGCAGGAUGUUUGGUGGGUGUGGAGGGGUUUUGAUUGGUGGAAAACUGACCAAAGUGUUGAUUUUAUUUCUAGCAGAUUGAAACAACAUAAAAACAUAACUAUUUAAAAUACUCGUGUUCUGGGCUGUCCAACAUGACUUUAAAGGUGCUUUUGGGAACGCUGUCAUGGAAACAUCUUAUGAGCAGGUGAUGCUGAAGCUACAUCAUUGAAGCACUUGUAAAAGUCACUUAAGUUUUUUUUGCACGAAUGAAGAUUGAAACUCAUGUUGGAACAGCCCAAUAAGCACACCUUGGCUGCACAGCUACCACUAAGAGAAAUUGUGGUCAGGUGCUUCAUUAUAGCUCUCUACAGUGACAUCCAACCUGACACACUUAACACGCUCAGAAGUGAUUAUCACUAGAGCACCAUGUUGCACCUGACCAUGAUUUAAGAUUCUUAUUUGAUUCAUCACAACCGAAAACUCAAAUCUGCAGUGAACCCAGGAGAAAGCCUUGGUGUGCAGCUCACCAACCCUCUGUGCUUGGGGCUGUCUUGUGUGAAGAUGCCCAGAUUAUUGGUACAUAUUUUUUUCAUGAAGAGCUGCUGUGUUGAUAGCCACCCCCUCCCCCCACAUACAGACCCAUGGAGUCCUCAAGUGUGAGUGGUCAUUCAUUCACAUGAAAGAAGUUUGCGAAGGGUGCAAUCGUUUUUUAUAAUUGUUUUCUUUGGAAAUUAUAUUUGAUAGUGGUCAGCCAAGUAGAAAGCUGGAACGAGGCUCGUACAAUCUUGAUGAAAGCGUGUUAUAUAUGAACGUGACAGGACAACCGUGUCCUUUGUACAGUAUAUAAAGGCCAAUGGCAAAACGUAAAUACUUUAUACGAUCAGCUCUGGAACGCUUAAUACAAUGAUGCACUUUAUUGCGGAGUGCAGUCAUUAACAAAAGAUAAACCUCUACACCUGGUGACACGCACAAGUGAGAGUUUCACUUCGGUGUCUCGGUUUACAACUACGUCCUACCAAGAUCAUAUAUACGGUAUAUAUUUUUUAAGCAUCGCCACUUUCUCUAUGCAAAAAAAUUAUUAAACUUCAAUAACGGCUUGGCAGAUGCACCUUCGUUAUUUUCACCACUGCGGGGGAAAUGUUAAAACGCUUUCAAGGACCACAAUUCACGCGUCGGCGAAUAUCUCGUUUUGUCUGUUUUUUUGCGAAGAUGCCCAAAGUCUCCAUCGUCAACAAUGGAACCAAGUGCCAUGGCGAAGGGUUUUGGUCACUUUGUUAAGACGUCAAUCUGGCCCUUAAUGAGCUGUUUAAAAACAUGGUCAGCCACUGUGGGGGACGGGCAUGGAGAGGUGAUUGUACGACGUUUAACGCAGGUGCCACAGCCGAUCCCUUUGUGAGCAGUGGCCUGCAGGAGUGGUGCCUUCUCUGGCAACCUCAAGGCCAAUUCCCACCCCUGAUUUGACUCCUAUGUAUUUACUGUAAAAUAACAAAAAUAAACAGCGUGUUGUAUGUUCAA